AUUUUGCGCAUGCAUGUAAGCACAUUAGACUGCAGUUUGAUGUUAUUUGCGCUGGUGCUCUGCUGCCUCUAUUGUCUUACUAUUUGCCGUCCAUGAUAUCAAUGACUUCCUCAAUGCCUGCCAAUUGAGGACACGAGCCUUGGCGUGGGCUGUUCAGUCUUACGUGGGUGCAGUGCUGAAGGAGAUAGCGCUUGAUUGCUGUGCUCUUUGAAUCCUAAGCUCUCACAGUCGACAUGCUUUGGUGACCUUCCCUAUGUGUAUUGCAAAGUAUAUCUGAGAGAACAGUAACAGUCAGUGUGUAUAAGUAUUUGGAACGUCAGGGUCAGGACAGUGUGCUUCCUGAACCAGUCAAAACAGGACUUGAGAAUUUAUUGGAUGAUCAUAAACAUCAGCAGUCUUGAGCAAAAUAACUCAUGAUCGGCUGUCUUGCGACACCGUUGAAAAGCAGUAGACAUUAUAAUAUAACUCAUACCUUCAGUUAAAUUGAAUACCAUGGAGUAUAACAGAGCAGGACCAUUAGAAAUGCCUCGAUGGUCGGUUUACGAUGGAGAGGAACACUGGCGGUUCAUGGAGAAGCUGGAGGCCCGGAUUAGGAACCAUGACCGGGAGAUUGAGAAAAUGUGCAACUUCCAUUUCCAAGGAUUUGUAGACUCUAUCACAGAGCUGCUGAAAGUGCGGGGAGAAGCACAGAAGCUGAAGAUUCAAGUGACAGACACCAACAACAAGCUGCAGGAAUCAGGGAGAGAGCUACUCACUGAAAUGGAGGAACUGAAGAAGUGUCGUUCACAGCAAAGGAACAUAGCGGCCACAGUGGACCAACUGACACUCUGUCUACCAGUACUAGAGAUGUACAGUAAAUUACGGGAGCAACUGAAGACUAAAAGACACUAUCCUGCAUUGAAGACGAUGGAGCACAUGGAACACACGUUCUUGCCUCGGGUAAAUCCCUAUCGUUUCUGCACAGUAAUGGUGGAGGAUAUUCCCAAAUUACGGGAGGAGAUAAAAGAAGUUUCCAUGUCUGACUUGAAGGACUUCUUGGAGAGUAUCCGCAAGCAUUCGGACAAAAUUGGAGAGACUGCUAUGAAACAGGCCCAUCAACAGAGGAGCCUGGAUAAUGUUGUCUCUCAGCAGCAUAAGGUCGGAACUGGGAAGAAAGUGAAGAAAGAUGGUGGAAUUGGUUUUGAUGCUGAGAUGGAAAAUACUAGCCCAAUGUCUGAGCAGGAUUCUGGAAUCUUAGAUGUCGAAGAUGAGGAGGAUGAAGAAGAGGUACUAAGUGCCCAAGAUCUCGUCGACUUUUCUCCCGUGUACAGAUGUCUGCACAUAUAUACUGCUCUGGGUGCCCAAGAUACAUUUGAGAACUACUACAGGAAACAAAGAAAGAAACAGGCCCGCUUAGUCCUGCAGCCUCCUUCCAACAUGCAUGAAACACUAGACGGCUACAGGAGGUAUUUUAAUCAAAUUGUAGGGUUUUUUGUGGUUGAAGACCACAUAUUGCACACCACCCAGGGUCUGGUGAACAGAGUGUAUAUUGAUCAACUGUGGGAGCUGGCAGUGUCCAAAACCAUGUCAGCGCUCAGGACUCAUUCAUCAUAUUGCUCUGACCCAAACUUGGUCUUGGAUUUGAAGAACCUUCUGGUACUCUUUGCAGACACGCUCCAGGGUUAUGGAUUUCCAGUAAAUCAGUACUUCGACAUGCUACUCGAAAUCAGAGAUCAGUACAGUGAAAUUCUGCUCAAGAAGUGGUCGGGGGUCUUCAGAUAUAUUUUAGAGUUGGAUAACUACAGUGCUAUUCCAGUCUCGAAUGAAGAGGAGUACAAGAGAGUGAUGGGUCAAUUUCCAUUCCAUGAUCCAGAGCUGGAAAAUCAACCCUUCCCCAAAAAGUUUCCAUUCUCUGAAUUUGUGCCCAAAGUCUACUCCCAGAUUAAAGAGUUUAUCUAUGCCUGCCUCAAGUUUUCAGAGGACUUACAUCUAAGCUCAACUGAAAUAGAUGACAUGAUCCGGAAAUCCACUAAUCUCCUUCUGACCAGAACACUGAGCAACUGUUUACAAAAUGUCAUCAAGAAGCAGCAUGUAGGACUAACUGAGCUUGUGCAGAUUAUCAUCAACACCACGCAUCUAGAGCGAUCUUGCAAAUUUCUGGAAGAGUUCAUCACGAACAUUACCAAUGUACCACCAGAAACCAUUCAUGCCACCAGGCUAUAUGGUACAGCCACCUUCAAGGAUUGUCGACAUGCUGCAGAGGGGGAGAUCUAUACCAAGCUAAAUCAGAAGAUUGACCAAUUCUUGCAACUGGCGGACUAUGACUGGAUGAGAGCAGAGCCCAACGGUCAUGCCAGCGAUUAUUUGGUUGACCUCAUUGCAUUCCUGCGCAGUACAUUUGCUGUGUUCACGCACUUACCAGGCAAAGUGGCUCAGACAGCCUGCAUGUCUGCCUGCAAACACCUCUCUACAUCUCUGCUACAGCUGCUCCUGGAUACUGAAGUCAAGCAGAUCACCAUGGGAGCCUUAAAACAGUUUAACAUGGACAUUGAAGAGUGUGAGCACUUUGCCAGAUCCGGACCGGUGCCUGGGUUCCAAGGGGACACGCUGCAGUUGGCCUUCAUCGACUUGAGACAACUCCUGGAUCUCUUCAUCCAGUGGGAUUGGUCAACGUACCUAGCUGAUUAUGGGCAGUCCAACUGCAAAUACCUGCGGGUGAAUCCAAUGACAGCCCUCGCCCUGCUGGACAAAAUGAAAGAUACCAGCAGGAAGAACAAUGUCUUUGCACAGUUCCGUAAGAAUGAACGUGACAAGCAGAAGCUCAUCGAUACGGUGGCAAAACAGCUCAGGAGUUUGAUCAACAGCAUGUCCCACCAACAUUGAAUUUGUUCCCAUCUUUCACUCCUUCCCUUCUUUCUUCCUCCAUCCCUCUUAGUUGCACAUAUUGCUGGAUUUUGGGCAAUGUGUCAUGAUGACCAUGGAAACCAAGACCAGUUCAUUCCUUUAAAGGGGUGACAAGUGUUUUUUUUUAUCGUUGUUGCUUUUGUUUGUUUACAAACUCGCUGUGGAAUGUUGCAAACUGCCUCGCAAGGCAUCGUGAGGCUGCUGUGAUGGUAACGUACAACGGGGUCUUAUGUGGCUUUGCUAAUCACUUCAAGGACAUGAUGCCCCCUUUGCAAGAAAAAAAAACACAUCUCUUUUUAGUUCAGAGGUUUUCUUAAUGGAUGAGAGAACUUUGCGCAGCAGUUCUAAGUGAAAAUCUUCAGAUCCUAUGUGAGAUUUUAUGACCGACAGAAAAUUGGAGGGUUCCUUGAAAUUCUGGAGCAUUGAUCCUCCACGUGGACUGCGCAAUGAAAUAGUUCUCCUUCAUCAGCCACAAAUCCGCUUCCUGUCUCUCCAUUCCACAUCCAUUCCAGGCCACCCUGCGUUGAGUGGAGCUAUACAUUAAAACCUCAUCACUGCCAUUUGCCAUCAGAUUAACUCAUUAACUAAGAGAUGUGACUUGGACCAACACCCUUCCAAUUGGAUAUCAAGACUCGUGAUUGUCAAAACAAAAAUCAGUAUACAUUCUUUUGUUCAUGGUGCCUUUUUUCAAUAGUACAAAAAAAGCAAACAUUGUUGACAUUUGUAAAGGGAAUGGUGCUGCCAACAGAACAACAUUAGUAGUCAUGCAAUCAGUAACAGAGAUUGCGGGGAGAGGGAUUGCCGAGUGACAUGGGUGCUGGUUAGUUCAGUUGUCUGGCUAGUGUGUUUGCAAUGCAGAGUGAUGCCAACAGUGGAGGUUCAAUACCUGAACCAACUUAGUGUACCACAAUGGGGGCACAUUCUCAACCUCUCCUCUCGCCUAAGGCUUCAGCUAAACUCAUUCUUUCUAGUGAGCUAGAACCCCAAUGGUCCACUGGGGCAUGGCACCUUUACUAAAUUUUACUGAGUGACUGUAAGGGAGCUAAAUUAAAAUCAGUAGAGAUGCGGUCAUAGGGUUGUGUGGCACAGAAACAGACCCUUCGGUCCAACUCGUCCAUGUUGACCAGAUAUUCUAAAUUAAUCUAGCCCCAUUUGCUAGCAUUAGUCCCAUAUCCCUCUAAACCCUUCCCAUUCAUGGACCCAUCCAAAUUAUUUUUAAAUGUUGUCAUUGUACCAGCCUCCACUACUUCCUGUGGCAGCUCGUUCCAUACACACACCACUCUCUGUGUGAAAAUGUUGCCUCUUAGUCUGUCACCUUAAACCUGUGCCCUCUAGUUUUGGACAUCCCUACCCUGGGGAAAAGACCUUGGCUAUUCACCCUAUCCAUACCUCUCAUGAUUUUACAAACCUCUAGAAUUAUCCUCCGACACUCCAGGGAAAAUAGCCCCAGCCUAUUCAGCUUCUCCCUACAGCUCAAACCCUCUAACCCUGGCAACACCCUUGUAAAUCUUUUCUGAACCCUUUCAAGUUUCACAAUGUCUUUCGAUAGCAGGAAGAUCAGAAUUGCUGUAUUUUAGUAGUGGCCUCACCAGUGUCCUGUACAGCCGCAACAUGACCUCCCAACUCCUAUACUGAGUGCACUGAUCAAUAAAGGCAAACAUGCCAAAUGCCUUCUUUACUACCCUGUCUACCUGCAACUACACUUUCAAGGAAUUAUGAACCUGUACCCCAGGGUCUAUUUGUUCAGCAACAUUCCCCCAGACCCUACCAUUAAGUGACUAAGUCCUGCCUCGAUGUGCCUUUCCAAAAUUCAGCACCUCAUAGUUAUGCAAAUUAUCUAAAUAAGUCAGUAACACAGGGCACUGGAUAAGGCAACUCAAUAUUUCAGUACCAAUCGUGCACAGCUAGACACGGAAUGUGCAAACUCUGCCCUUUGGACCAUAUCUAGUUGGGUUCAGACAGACUUUGUUACGUGUGAUACCUCAGGGACCUUGUGUUUUCCCUGUAACAAAAACAAACAAAUGUGUGCAGUUCACUAGCACAGAGAAUCAGGAAGCUUCUCAGUAUUUAUCCCAUCAGGAUUACAGUUCCCAUUAUCGUAUUGCUGUCUCUUGCUUAACAGAGCCAGGUGGAAGAAUGUCCACUGGAGGGGAUAGACUGAUGUAUCAACAGCUCAGAACUGAGCUCACAUGAGUGGCCUCGUUGACAUUUAUGUCGAGCAACUUGACUUAGACAUCAGGGUGUGUGAGUGUAACCUACCAUUGUAUCGUUAUCACCAGUUUGUCUCUCAAAGUGACUCAAAUAGUGGAUAAAUAAGGAACUUACUGAUGAAAGACGAACAAGCACCACAGCACUUGUGACGUUAAAGUGGGAAGAGUUGCAAAGGAGGCAGCUGCCUCAACAUCAGUACACUCACCCUGCGUGAACCAAAUCUCAUUGCAGGAUCUGUCUUUCAUUAGUAUGUGAGAUUUCACAUAGACUUUCAUAGUUCUUGUGAUUGUUCAACUUUACUUGUAGCAGAUGGAAUGCCUGAUUUGCAAUCACUGUUGACUUUUAAGGCACAGUCAAGUGUGCAGGCCCAGCAUGGGUUGAGAAGCAAAAUUCCUUUGCGUGUAUCAGCUGUAAAAUGAAGAGAGUGCCCACUGCUGCUGCAGUGUGAGUAUUCCUUCGGCCAGCCCAGCCAAACACUGUAACUUCAAAGGAAUUGGAGGGCCAAUAUAGAGGAUCAAUGAGAGGAGCUCACAAUUACUACAAGAAAAUAAGAGUAGCAGCUCCCAAGAGCUAGAUUUGUUGUUUCACCCAAGGUUGAGUGGAUAAUUUACAUAUAUUGGAUCAUUCCUGAAACACUCCUGUCAUUCAGACAAGAAUGUGAAAUAUUGUACAGCAGAAUUGCACUUUCACUUCAAGAAUAUCUACCUUCCAGAGGUAGCAGAUGUUGUGUUUGUCCUCUCCGCCUCCAACCCUAUCUCUCUGUCUCACCAACUGAUCUUGCUGAGAGCUCCAGUUGAGAUGAAUUCUCUUUGACCUGCAAACCAUCAGUUUAGUUGGGAAGAAUUAAACUAGCUUUGUGACUGGUCACAACCUGUGACCCUUUUUCUCCUUCAGGCAGUUGAACUAUGUGUGGAUGAAAUUUGGAAUGUGAUGUCCCCACCUAAAAAUAUUCUGCCUGUUGACUACUCUCCGGACAGGCUGGGAUUAAGGUCGACCUGCUUAGCAAAACUGGACUGCAACAAGAAUCAACAUCUUCAGGAGAGACGAAAUGAUGACUGAGGCAAGAAUAUGCCUACAAGUACUUCUGCCUUGGGACAGUUUUAUUUUACUAUCAGUAAUAAUGUUACUGACUCUGAAGGCAUUCUCAGUGCUGCUUUUAAGUGUUUCCUUCAUCAAGAUUACCAGACUGGCACAAUUGGUGAUAAAUCUGAAAUUCCUUAAAGAACUGUUGUGACCUCUUUCUCCCUACUGUGAGCAGCAUCAGAUACUCAAUUGUAUUAACAAGAUAAGCAGGACAAAAAUUGAAGUCUAUGCUUGUUGGAAGUUGGAGGUUAAAAGGGAUAGAAAGCCAUAGAUUUUACAGUCACCAUCUGUUAGAGGUAAGGUUAGUGACUGACCAGAUGCAAUCUGAUUAAGGCCUGAAUAGAACAACAACAUCUUGUAUUUAUAUAAUACCUUUACUGUAGCACAGUUUACAAUGAUGCUUCACAGGCAAAACCUGGCACUGAACCACAUAGGAUGGUAUUAAAGCAGAUCAGUAAAAGACUGGUCAAAGAGAGAUCUUACAUAGUAUUUUUAAGGAGAGGAGAGAGGUGGGAGAGGUUUUAGCAGGAUUUUGGAACUUGUAGCCUCCUAGGGAUGGCAGUCGAAUAACUUUAAGGGCGCUCAGGCCAAAAUUAGAAGGAGUGCAGAUAUCUAAGACAGAGUUGGAGGAGAUGACGGGCAUGGGAAAAUCUGUUAUCCACAGAUCUGAAAACACUUUGAAAUAAGUGUUUUGUUUAAUUGAGAAUCUGUGGGUCAGCAAGCACAAUGUACUGUCUGAACAGUACUUAUUGUAACUUCGAACACAGACAACAGAGUUUUGGACUGUCUCAGGAUAGAACAUGGGAGGAGAGCCAUAAUGCAUUGGAAAUGCCAACUCUAGAGAAAACAAAGGCAUGGAUGAAGUUUCUGGAGAUGAUCAUCUGAGGCAACAGAGAUGAUGGACACAGUGGGCUGAACGGCCCCCUUCAUGAAUCUUUCUGUAUUGCAGAGAUGGAAAUAGGCAGUCAAACUGGUGGCAUGGAGAUGUAGAAGCUCAUAUUGUUAACUGUGAUGCCAGUUUGCAAAUGAUCUGAUUCAGCUUGGGAUUAUUGAAGAGACGAGAAAAAGAAAUAUAAGUUUGUAGCUAUGAAGAGGAGUUUGAGAUGGGGCAGGAGGCGAUGGUGUUAAUCUUCCCAAUAUUUGGAGGAAAUUUCUGAUUAUCCGCUGCUGGAUGUCGUACACACAGUUUAAUAAUUUAGAAAGGGUUGAGAAAUCAAGAGUGAAGUAGAGCUGAGUAUAAUCUAUGUAUGUGUUUCUGACUGACCACCAAAAUGGCAGCAGAUGAAUGAGCAGGAACCCAGGAUCUAUUCCUAGCAUCUCUAGCAUAAUGGCACUCAAGCAGAAAGAGAAGUCGCCACAGG
Molecule: messenger RNA, 7538 nt
Organism: Stegostoma tigrinum
Lineage: Eukaryota; Metazoa; Chordata; Chondrichthyes; Orectolobiformes; Stegostomatidae
Product: exocyst complex component 6B-like
Exons: 22
Coding region: 493-2862 (789 amino acids)
Biological process (GO): exocytosis; intracellular protein transport; Golgi to plasma membrane transport
Cellular component (GO): membrane; exocyst
Source: RefSeq, a predicted model, not a curated record